This is a messenger RNA of Pyrus x bretschneideri (Chinese white pear), 1156 nucleotides long. RefSeq lists its product as uncharacterized. The record is from RefSeq and is a predicted model, not a curated record. The transcript is spliced from 2 exons. The coding region runs from base 367 to 819 and encodes 150 amino acids. NCBI's taxonomy places the organism in Eukaryota, Viridiplantae, Streptophyta, Magnoliopsida, Rosales, Rosaceae.
CAAUUAAUAUUUUAUCAUUUAAUUUAUUUGUUCUUUUUUCUUCAUUUCUCUCGAAAGAUCUACCAUUUUUGUUUCCUUCCCACUGCUUCCAUUCCUUCUCCGGUCCUUUCUCCCCUUAUUUCUCCAACCAACCGUCUCUCUCCCCACUCUUUUUUCCUUCCCUUUUUCUCCACGUUUUCUUCUUCAAAUGAGGAAGCGGAUUAUGCACCUGAUUUCAUUUGGAUCGAAAGACUAGCAAGUCUUUCUUCUUGUUCCUCGAAUCAGAGAGAGCUAUCUCUGAGCGAUCCCUGCGCUGAGCAACCGGAGCCCCAGGAUUGGCAGAGUGGAAAUCGGGAAGAGGAAUGAGGGAUUUGAGAUGGGGUGUAGAUGAAGAAGGCGUACGGGUGUAUCAGAUGGGGUUCCAGGGAUCGGGAGGCAUUGGAGGCCCGACAGAGAGUGAUGGAGGUGGAGAUUGCGGUGAGGGUGCAGGUGGAGAUUGCAGGAAAAAAAAAAAAAAAAAAGGCCCACGACGUCAUGCUAGCGUCAGCAUGGCGUCAUACGGGCUGGCUCACACCUCUGUCGAUUUUGGGCUGGCCUGGAGACCAGCUUAGAUUGGGUGUUGGUCAAAAUGCUGGGCUGGAGUGGUUUCACUGGGUGCCGGGCUGGUUUUUUGGCUGGGUGCUGGCCUUUCCCACCCCCGGUGGAACUGCUCUAAGAAAGCCGAAGCACCAGUACCAGCUACCAUCUCUCACCCUUAAUCGAAUCAUCACUCAAUCACCUCUCUCUCUCUCUUACGACUGUAUAUAUGUACAAUGUACUACAAGGACAAGCUGUCUAUAGGCACUACAGCGAACUCUUGAAUUUGAGGAUGAAGUGGAGGAAGACUGAAGGAGUUAGAAAGGCAGGUUUAAUCAGGCCUAUGGAAUAUGAUACCAGCACAAGGAUGUGCCGGCAUGAGUCCUUUCGUGCCAUAUUUUUACUCUUACAACUAUUAGUAGUUGCUAUUGCAUUAGUUGAUUUGUAUGGAAACAUAUUUGGUCUUGAGCUUAUCGUUUGGUAAUUGUCCGAACCAAAUUUGGACAACAUUUUUGACUGCAUUUUUUUGGUUAACUUUUGCAAGUAAGUUUGUUUUAAGUUUUGUACAAUUUGCGGUUUAUUCAGUUAAGUGUUAUCGUAA